GUUGGCCGCGCGUGGUGGUGUAGCUAGCGGGGUCAGUGCUCACUGCUGCUGUCAUGGUUCAAUUGCUAAACUGCAUCGUCGCUGUGUCCCAGAACAUGGGCAUCGGCAAGAACGGUGAACUGCCCUGGCCGCCGCUCAGGAAUGAAUUCAGGUAUUUCCAGAGAAUGACCACGACCUCUUCAGUAGAAGAUAAACAGAAUUUGGUGAUUAUGGGUAGGAAGACCUGGUUCUCCAUUCCUGAGAAGAAUCGACCUUUAAAGGAUAGAAUUAAUGUAGUUCUCAGCAGGGAACUCAAGGAACCUCCACAAGGAGCUCUUCUUGCCAGAAGUCUGGAUGAUGCCUUAAAACUUACUGAACAACCAGAAUUAGCAAAUAAAGUAGACAUGAUUUGGAUAAUUGGUGGCAGUUCUGUUUAUAAGGAAGCCAUGGAUCACCCAGGCCAUCUUAAACUGUUUGUGACAAGGAUCAUGCAGGACUUUGAAAGUGACACGUUUUUUCCAGAAAUUGAUUUGGAGAAAUAUAAACUUCUGCCACAAUACCCAGGUGUUCCCUCUGAUGACCAGGAGGAGAAAGGCAUUAAGUACAAAUUUGAAGUAUAUGAGAAGAAUGAUUAAUAUGAAUGUGUUUUCUGGAUUAAGCUGUUCCUCCUCCCUCUGAAAAAAAUUAUGUAUUUUUACAUUAGAAAAAAAGACUUUUUUUCCUUCAACAAGAUCUAUGGAAGCUUUUCUCUCUUAUCUUUUUCUUUCCCCUCUCUCUCUUUCUGCAAAGAAAAAAAAAGGCUUAGCAACUUUAGAUCUGUGGAUAAUUAUUUCUAAGCAAUGUGUUUGUAUUCCCCACUAGUCUUUUUUUUUUUUUUUUUUUUUUUUUGCUGUAUACUACUAUUGACUUUAUACUUUACACUUUCCCCACUAAUCUUGGCUAUAUCAGAUACCAUUUAUGAAACAUUCUUGCUAUAACUAAGUGCCUAUCCAAGACCCUGACUGAGUCCCCAGCACCUGCUACACAGUGAGCUACCAUUCCACACCCAUCACGUGGCACUCUUGCCAGUCCUUACAUUGUCGAGCUUUUCAAAUGUUGAUAGUAUUUAUUAAAGAUGAAGAUGCACAUACCCUUCAACUGAGGAUUUUCACUAGUGAGAAACAUCGAAAGCUUCCUACAUGUAUAUCCAGAGGUUUGUAGACAAACGUUACAGCCUUGUUUGUAACAGUGAAAAAUUAAAAACAACCUGGAAGUCCAGUGAAAGCAGUUUAUUUGCUAGGUCAUACCAGCAAUCAUCAAUUGAGGUAUGGAGAAAUGGAACUGAGUAGGUAAGAAAACCAGUUUAAAGUCAUUGAGCAGGUUCUCAUUGGUAACAAGCUCCAUACUGCUGAGAUACGGGGAAACGGAGGCGAGAAAGCUGGAGUGUUGAUCCCCCACUCCUUGGGUGUCAUCUCCCUUUCCUGUGUGUGGGUGGAACGUACUCCAGCUGCUCUAUAGCAAGUCCCAGGUGUUUGCAUGCCCGGGAACAGUGAUUGCCAAACACUUAAAGCAAUUGUAUGUUUAAGUAUGUAAGCUCUUCAUGCUUUUUUUUGUUUUUGGUAGAUAGAGUUUCACUGUUGUUGCCCAGGCGGAGUGCAAUGGCACAACCUUGGCUCACUGCAACUUCUGCCUUCCCAGGUUGAAGCAAUUCUCCUGCCUCAGGCUCCCAAGUAGCUAGGACUACAGGUGCACACCACCACACCCAGGUAAUUUUAUAUUUUUAGUAGAGACAGUGUUUCACCAUAUUGGCCAGGCUGGUCUCAAACUCCUGACCUCAAGUGAUCUGUCUGCCUUGGCCUCCCAAAGUGCUGGGAUUAACAGGCAUGAGCCACCGCACCCAGCAGAUCUUCAUUUUUUUGAUGUAGUAAAAAGUGUGAAGCCACACAUGGUUUAUUUAAAAUACUUUAUAAUUUUAAAAAAUUGCUUAGAAGGAAAAGCAAUUCUAAGUUCAAGCGAGGGAUGGUGGUAGUUUGAACCAAAGGAUUGCAUGUAGUAAGGAAUUGUCAUUUGAGAUAUAUUUUAAAGUUGGCCGUUGCAGGAUAUUCCAGUGGAGUUUGAUUUUGGUUUUGGCCCACUGAGUUUGAGAUGCUUUUGAGAAGUGAAGAAAGUAGAGAGAGAAUAAAAGAAAAAUUGGCCAGGCACAGCGGCUCACACCUGUAAUCCCAGCAUUUUGGUAGGCCAAGGCAGGUAAAUCACUUGAGAACAGCUUGGGCAGCAUGUUGAAGCCCCAUCUCUACAAAAAAUACAAAAAUUAGCUGGGCAUUGUGGUGCACACCUGUAGUCCCAUCUGCUCAGGGAACUGAGAUGGAAGAAUCAAUUGAGUUCAAGGCUGCUGUGGUGCCUCGUGAUUGUGCUGCUGCACUCCAGCCUGGGUGGCAGAAGAGACCCUGUCUUGAAAAAGAAUCUGAAAACAAUGGAACCAUGCUUUCAGAAUUCUAGAAAGAAUGUUAUUUUCAACUGAUAAAUCUAUAUUCAGCCAAAUAAUCGAGGUUUGAAGGUAAAAUAAUACAUUUUUAGACAAGCAAAGACUCAGGUUACCUCCAUGUGCUCUUUCUUGGGAAGCUAUUGGAGAAAAUAUUCCAGCAAAAUGAAGGAGUACGCAAACCAGAGAAUGACAUGGAUCCAACAAAUAGGAUCCAACACAGGCAAUAUUCCAGGUAUGGAGCUGGCUUUACAAAGAAACAGUAAAAAUAUUAAUAGGUUAGCUGGGUGGAAGGGCUCAUGCCUGUAGUCCCAGCUACUCGGGGCUAAGCAAGAAGAUGGCUUGAGCCCAAGAGUGACAGACCAGCCUGGCCACCAUAGUGAGGUCUCUUCUCUUCAUAGUAGGGGUCGAGCACAGUGGCUCACGCUUAUAAUCCCAGCACUUUGAGAGGCCAAGACAGGCAGAUAAUGAGCUCUGGAGUUCAAGACCAGCCUGACCAAUAUGGUAAAACCACAUCUCUCCUAAAAAUAAAAUUUGCCAGGCAUGGUUGUACACGCCUGUAGUCCCAGCUACUCGGGAGGCUGAGGCAGGAGAAUUGCUUGAACCUGAGAGGUGGAGGCUGCAGUUGAGCCUAGAUCGUGCCACUGCACUCCAGCCUGGGUGACAGAGUAAGACUCUGUCUCAAAGAUAAUAAUAGGUUAUUGCCAGAUUUGGGGCAUUUGGAAAGAAGUUCACUGAAGGAAAAGUAAAAAAAAAAGGUGGGGGGAAGGGAUGGUUAGGCAAUCAUUGAUUCUAGGACAGAAAAGUACGGGAUAGGAAGUAAGAGCAUAGUUGCUCUUUUUCUCAACAAUCAGCAAUCUGUACAUAGUCAUAAUCAUGUGGUGACUGCUUACCCCUUCAAUCUGGUACCUACUUUGGGACAAAUUGGGAGGAAAAGUGAAGAUAGUGAUGGUGUAAGAGCUAAAGCCUAAUCUGUCGUAUCAAGAAAUCACUAUAUGAUAUAUAAAAUCAAGAAAUGACUAGUUAUGUGAGGUAAAAAAUAGAAGACAUUGCUAAAAGAGUUCAAAGUCAUUGCUCUGGAGAAUUAGGAGGGAAGGGACAGGGGACUGUUAGGAUGCAUUAUAAACUGAAAAGUCUUCUGUAAAUUACAUGUAUUAAUAUACGCAUUCACUUGAAAAACUAAAAACAUAAGAAUUUGGAAAAACCCAGGAAGGUAACUGCCAGAAGGAAAAACUAACAAUGAAAAGUGCUUGCCUCUGGAAUGAACAACUGGCAGGACUGUUGUUUUCAUUGUAAGAGUUUUAGAGCCAUUUGAUUUUACUUAACCAUUUUCAUAUAUUUCUUUAAUAAAAACAAUUCCAUCUUAAUAAAAAGUUACACUCAUUCAUAA
Molecule: messenger RNA, 3830 nt
Organism: Callithrix jacchus (white-tufted-ear marmoset)
Lineage: Eukaryota; Metazoa; Chordata; Mammalia; Primates; Cebidae
Gene: DHFR
Product: dihydrofolate reductase
Biological process (GO): folic acid metabolic process; tetrahydrofolate biosynthetic process; dihydrofolate metabolic process
Cellular component (GO): mitochondrion
Molecular function (GO): dihydrofolate reductase activity; NADP binding
Source: RefSeq, a predicted model, not a curated record